This is a messenger RNA of Oryzias latipes (Japanese medaka), 5319 nucleotides long. It is a transcript of the gene erf, whose product is annotated as Ets2 repressor factor. Lineage: Eukaryota; Metazoa; Chordata; Actinopteri; Beloniformes; Adrianichthyidae. The record is from RefSeq and is a predicted model, not a curated record. Gene Ontology annotation, biological process: regulation of transcription by RNA polymerase II; cell differentiation. Gene Ontology annotation, cellular component: nucleus. Gene Ontology annotation, molecular function: sequence-specific DNA binding; DNA-binding transcription factor activity, RNA polymerase II-specific.
GUGGGCGGCCCCGUGUGGCAGGAGGAGAGAGAAACACGACACCCCGGCGGAGGAAGGGGGGAUGAGAGAACAAGAAGUGACUGAGUGAGUGGAAAAAGAAAAACUCCGAGCCGGAGGAAGAGGGGGCAGACAAGAGGAGCGACUUGGUCUUCGGUACUUUUAUUCCUCCUGAUGCGUCGCUGCCGCGGGGACGAUGGCGCGAAGGAGCGCUUGAACCAUGGCACAUCGCUGCAGCAACUACAUUAUUUUUUCCCCUCAACUGCACGCAUUCCGUCGCUUCAACACCUUCCAACGCCAGCGUGACUCCACCAAUCUUUGACCUGCGCUAUUCAGACCCGCUCGACUGGAUUUCCCCCCAAGAGGACUCCGGGCAACUUAUAGUAUACAAGUCACGAAGUUCAUUUCUUUGGGAGAAACUUUUUAAAACAAACUUUGGUCAUAAAAACUAAUCUCAAAUCACAACCUAGCGGCUAGUUUUCUUUGUUGUUUUUUUACUUUCCGACCGAGCUGCUCUCGAUCGAGUCAGGUUCCUCCGAACGAGCCGCUCGUCAGAACAACAUCGGAGGGAGGAGUGGGGUGCCUCUUUGCUAGCGGGGCUAAAGGCUAACCAACAUCUAAAGUUACCAGUCGACGUGAAAAGUGAGCCAAGCGGCUCUUCGAAGACGCCAACAGAGAUGAAAACGCCGGUAGAAACGGGGUUUGCCUUCCCAGAGUGGGCUUAUAAACCAGAGUCCAGCCCAGGCUCCCGGCAGAUCCAGCUGUGGCACUUCAUCCUGGAGCUCCUGAGGAAGGAGGAGUACCACGAUGUCAUUGCCUGGCAGGGAGAUUACGGCGAGUUUGUCAUCAAAGAUCCAGACGAGGUGGCUCGCUUGUGGGGGGCCAGGAAGUGCAAACCUCAGAUGAACUAUGACAAGCUCAGCCGAGCACUAAGAUACUACUACAACAAGAGGAUUCUCCACAAGACCAAAGGGAAGAGGUUCACCUACAAGUUCAACUUCAACAAACUCGUGCUCGUCAAUUACCCCUUCAUCGACAUGGGCUCUGGUCGGGGAGUCCCCCAGAGCGCCCCACCUGUGCCAACUGGAGGAACCCACUUCCGUUUCCCCCCUUCCACACCAUCAGAGGUGCUUUCAUCGAGCGAGGAGCUCCGCAGCCCGGGCGUCUUCAGCGGCGUGGCCCGUCGCAUGGCCCGCGGCUCGGUAAGCGACUGCAGUGACGGCACCUCCACCACCUCGGAGCUUGAGGAGGCAGCGGGCGCUGACGAAAGAGCUGGGGGGCCUGACAGGGCCUUCAGGGGUCUGCUCCCCCAUCGCCUGCCGCACGAUUCUUUGUUCAGGGUUUUUGGGGGGAAUCAAAACCCAGCAGGACUGCACAGACCGGCACCAAGGGUUCACCCAGAAUCUUUAUCCCCCUUCCCCGUCUCCCCACUGCCUGGUCCAGGAAGUCUCCUGGCUCCCACUCUGUCCCCAGCUUUGUCAAUGACCCCCACUCCCCACCUGGCCUACACCCCUUCUCCCUCCCUGUCAUCUCCCAUGAUGGGCUCCCACUUCUCCUUCAACCCGGAGGACAUGAAGCACUACUUGCAGGCCCACACCCAGUCUGUCUACAACUACCACCUCAGCCCCCGAGCUUUCCUGCAUUACCCCAACAUCAUCGUCCCUCAGCCCCACCGCCCCACCCCCGAGAAAGCUGCCGCGCACCACCUACACGCCCCAGCCUUGCAGCUCUCGCAUCCCCUCGGCCAGCAUCCGGUGGGCACAGAGGAGGGUCAGCAGCAUCCGUCACCAUUCAAGUUCAAGCUGCAGCCCCCUCCCCUCGGGCGCAAGCAUAGGGAGGCAGGAAGCUCCCUGGCAUCUUCCUCCUUCCACACAUCCUCACUUGCGGGUUCUGGUCAGAUGAGCAAUUCUGCCAUGGCAGGAGGCCCCCCUAAGAUCAAGGUGGAGCCCAUGUCAGACAUGUCAGAGGAAGAUGUAGAGGUGACUGACCUCAGCGAGGAAGAGGAGCUGCAUCACAACGAGGAGGAAGAAGGUGGUAUGGGCACCCCAACAGCUUGCCGCCGCCAUCUUUACUCGAACAGCAACCACCACAUCAAUGGAAGUGUCAGCUGCUCCUCUGCCGCUCCUCCUCCACAAAAUCACCCUGAUGACGACCUCGACGAUGAUGAGGAGGUCUUCAAAACCCCCGCCACUCCCCCACUCGGGAGCAGCCCAGCCUGUACCCUAAUCACCACCAUGAAGAGCGAGCCGUGUCAGCCCCCCAUCAGCCCCGGAGGCACACGCUGCAUCCCGCUCAAACUCCGCUUCAAACGCCGCUGGAGCGAAGACCAGAGGAUGGAGGCGGACGGAGAGAGGGAUGAAGCAGAGGACAAGAAAGUUAAGGCUGAAGGCGAGGACGAGGUGGACGGAAAGAAGGAGGAGUCUGCGAGGAGAGAGGGGGAUGAUGAGAACAGAGGAGGGCGGGACGGGAUCUUGGGGCUGAUGCUCCCCCCUGCUCCCACCCAGCGCAGAUCCAGCUCUGAGCUGCAGAGGGCGACGGCACAGCUGUCUCUGGAGAACGCCAGCUGCUGAGUGUCCCUCACACCCAGGAAACAGACGGGAAGGUUUCUCCGGUGUUUCCGGCAGAGAGCGAAGCCUCGGCACCUCUUGCCAGCUGCAGUCGAUGUAGCCGGUUCUCAUUCAGUGCAACUUCAGGGCUGAAACGGACGCAAACGGGCCUGAGUUUGGUUCCUGGAGUGCCAUAGGCAGGAAAGUACUUUAUUGUGCAAUAAUUAAAGGAGCUUUUUGGCACCCUUAACUGACCUCACAGCCGCAUGCGCUCCUGAAAUUACUUACCGAACAAAAUAAUUUCCUGCUUAUGACACAAGUUUCCGGGAACCUAAAAGAAAAAAAUCCCUCUCUUAAUCAUUCAGGUUUUGCUAUUUCAGCAGAAUCUGUUGGUCAGUACUGUCAGCGAGCAGCUGCUGGGCGCUACAGACUAUUCAUGAAAUAUGGCUGCCCUGUACAGACACUCUUCUCUGCUUUCUCAGCCGAACACUUGAUCUGCUUUGACUUUAACACUAACAGAUGACCAGACUUGGAUUGUACUUUCAUUCAGUUUGAGCCCCACGGAGGCGGAGUGUGCCUCCAGUGGGCAAACCCAGCCUUCUGAGCAGAGGGGACGUGGACUUCCUGUUUCCAGCUCCUGGGUGGACCAUCCUGAUGUUACUGAAGACAGUCCGGAUAGAGAUUACAAAAGUGCCUCUGUGUGCAUGUCAUAACUGGGGGUAAACCCCCCCCCCCAUCUUUAGUUCCGUCACUACAGUGUAUAAAGACGUAAAAAUCCUUUAUGGACAGGUGAGCUACGAACAAGGAGAAGGAAGAACUGUCCUCUAGUCUGAGGCAGAAGAGCAACACCAGCUGCCCCGCCUUUUAGUGUCUUCACACGACCUUUGAGGGGCGCUUCCCCCUUAAACUUAAAGGUCUUACAUUCCUCCGUUGUUUUUGUUGUUCUUUCUGUGUAAGGACGUGUUUGCCUCUGGAGGACGGGGCAGUAUUGAGGAGCGUUUGCAGUGAUCUGAAGGCCUUCUUCUGUAUUUUGGAUUGAAUAACCAAAUGUGUUCAUGUGAUGUUUUGAGAAGCAGCGAUGGAGGCAAAGUGAUUAGUCUAGAAGAGACGAGGAGUCAUGUCACGAAUGCGGAGCCUCAAGGUUCACUUUACUCCCAUGAAAAAGAGAACUUAUUUUUAUGAGCUUUGAUUUGUGCGUUUUUAACCGUAGUAGAGACUGUGCCUUUUUCCAAGCCAACAUGUGUUUUUAUUAGAGAGCCCCAGCUAAAUGUAUUAGACUCUAAACCACCAUGCCUUCUGCUUUUGUGCAACACAAAAUCAGAUCAUUUACAAACAAAAAGUAUAACUAUAUAUUCAAAUGUUAUAUUUCAAUACGGUCAUUUGAUACAAAUCAGGAGAAUCCUAUUUUUGACGGUAAAGAUGUGUAUAUAUUCUAUUGUCAGCAGUAUAAUUCAGCCUUCGCCUUGUGUUGAGCGGCGCGCCACGCCGACAAAGGCUACCAGUAUCAGAGUUUAUAUUUAUAUUGUAAAAUAAAUGUAACGCGUGCUUUCAGAGGAGCGAGGGCGAGAUGGAGCGAGGUGGAGGCAGGCCCGGGUCCACUUUUAUUUACAUUGUAAGCAGCCGUGUUUGUGGUUGGGCGGGGUUCGGCUCCUUCCUGGUGCUCGAUCCAAAGUCCCAAAGUAGUUGAACCCAGACCUCACGAGGAUCCAGGUGGUGGAGUCCCUGCCAGGACGACAGGUUUCAGCAGGAACACGCCUGGACUUUGGGUCGCGGUGUGUGCAGCACACACACACACUGUAGGGGUUAGAGUGUGGCUUUUCUGCGGCUACAAUAAAGGGAAACAUGACAUCACGGGUGACAUCAGCCGCCCCCGCAGUCUCUCAAGAGUAGAUGGCCUAACCAAAGAAACUACACCCACCACACACAAACACACAGAGGAAACGGCAUCACAAAACCUCAACAGCAGUGAGGGACUUCCCGAGCACGCUCAUCUCGAUGGCUGUGUGUGUGUUUGUGUGUGUGGUUGAGCCUUCUGCACACAAACCUUAACUUGGCUGGAUGCUCUAAGCGCCCGAUUAAUCGCCGUCUCCUUUAAAUCUUCCUUUUCCUUCAGCAGACAGAUGUAGCUGUUUGGUCCUGAUCAGAGCAGGUUUUCACCGUCUGCUGAGGAAAAGACGACCGGCGCUGCCUUCACCUGUUGUGGCUUCAAACUCGACGUGUUUUUAAAAUUCUUCUGUGUUAUCGUUUCUGUGUAAUGAUAUUCUUGACGUGACUUUUUUUUCCAUUAGGCCCGGCCUCUUCUCCUUGAAUUCCUGCUUUCUUGUGAUCUCUUGUGCCAGUUUGCACUCAUGAGCUCGGCCCGGCCCGGCUCGGCUUCGGUGCAGUUUGUAUUUUUGUUCUCGCGUUCAUUUUGUAAUUGUUUCUGCAGAAAAACGGAGGGCCAAGUAAUGCCUACAUACAGCUGGGGGGGUUACAGGUUUUCGCCUUUUUUCUUUUUUUUAACUUGUGUACAUAUAUUUUUGCCAUAAUGCAGGAUUAUGUAAGAGAGAAAAAAAACAUUGUACUUGUUUUGUUAUUUGACAUGUGUGUCCCCCCCCCCCCUCCCUCUCCUAUCUCUGAUCUGUUCCUGGUCUUCUCUUGUGAUCACUCCUUUAGUGCGCUCUCACUCCAGAAGACAGUUUGUACCAUUCUUCUGUUUUCCUUCUCUCUGUCUGUUCAUCUUCAUUUGUAAUUCAACAGUAAUCAGGGUUCAUUAAAAAAAAAGGUGGAAAUUGUC